AUGGUCGUCCGGGGCUACAACCCUGCUCAAUUGUACCAGUCGAUCGUCGCCAAAGUCGCUCCCAACAGACGUCGCAGACUCGAUGUCCUCGGAACAUGCUACCGUGUCAUUCGCAACAGUUACUCCAACAAUCCUCCAGAUGUCGCGCACCGUAAGCUCGAGAAGGAAGUGAGCCGGUAUGGGUCUUCUCUGGAUAUGUCACUCUAUAUCGACGGCUAUCAAGCAGUGGAAAAGAGUCACACGGCCGCCGAGCGAGAAGGAGUACGGGACAGAGCAAUAGAACGCACCACCACAGCCCUGGACACACUCGAGUCCCGUCUGGACAACGGUCUCCGCAUUAGAAAACGCCACUUUGUUGACGUUCGGUCGGGACUGACGUCGUCUUUUUACUGGUCUCGGGAAAGUCGCUUGGGAUUUGCACAGUACAUGCAGAACGCGGGCUGGACUGUCAAAGUUGCCGACACUGAAGCGGACUUGGCCAUUGCGAUCGAUGCGGAGCCAGACGAUAUUGUCAUUUCUAGUGACUCGGAUAUGAUGGCGUACGCCUCCAUCCAAACUCUAUGGCGUCCCGUAUCCGGAGGUCUCAUCCUCGCUUACACCGUUCCAGAUCUUUUAAAAGCUCUUGGUGUCACCCGUUCCCAGUUGACUGCUCUGGCAGUUGUGAGUCGCAACGACUAUAACAGGAACAUUCACUCCCUCGGCCCGGCGACUAAUUUUUCUAUUAUCAAGUCCAUUGACCGUACAGACCCGAAGGACAUCGUGUUGAGUUAUCUAUCUAACAGCAGGGUUGUCUCAAAAAACACCAACAAUCAGGACUUCGCCUUCUCGACCAGAGUCUUUGUGGAUCUCCGACAAACCAGACUUGAAAUCGACGGAUCCCGGCCCGGUUCUCAGAUCCUGUUCCAGCAACUACAGGACCGAUUUCAGGAUUUCUGCACGCGAUAUGACCAAUAUAAACAGAGUCAAACGCGGGGAGUUCAGCCCAAGUCCUCCGACGAUACUAUCGCACGAUUGCGAGUUCCGGGCUCUUUUAAUCGGUAUCGGACUAUCGAAUCCCCAGCACCGGUUUCCAAGGACUCUGAAUCCUUUCCUCAGAGGCCACCCACUGCUAGGAACGUGGCUCAUGACCCCCCACCCAAGGCCAAGCAAUUGGUUUGGAAACCGCCCAAGAAGGCUCCCGAGUCCCCCGACGACACUUCCACCAGCAGCACCAAGGACAGCAAAAAGAAGGAUGCAAAGACUAAGAAGACUCGAGAAAAGCCGUCAUCUAAUGAAGGAUCGAACUCGUACGGGGAGAAGGGCAAGCAAAGUCUCGUGAGGUCUCUCGGCUGGCACCACCCCAUAUCAUCGCUGGAGGUCGGUACUUUGAAGACCAACAUCGAUAGAGUCUUAACGGAUCGGCCUGAUCUACAGCUUGAGGUGAUCAACUGUAUCAGCGAGGGUUCAGAGCUUGCAGUGGAUAUCAAGAGAAAAGCUCAGGGCCUCAUUGGUGGGUUUCUGGAGAAGUUGCGGAAUCGUAUGAAGGCAGCGGAGGAGUUUAAGCGACAGGAACUGAGGAAAUCAGGCAAGACCAUGUCGGAGUCGGAGCGGCUGGAGGCACGGCAGGAUGCGGUGACGAUGGACGAGCGAGAUACUCUGGAUUAUCUGUGUGAGAGGGUUGAGCCCAAAGUCAACAAGUGUGGUGACGACGACGUCGACGACAGUCAAGAGGAUUCAGACGACCUGGAUACAGAAGGGAAGGGUAACAAAUACUUCCAAUUCCUUCUGUCUUUCUUGGCCUACUUGUACUCAAGUAACCUUCCAGACAAGAACUCGAAAAUCGGAAAAGUCGUCAACACCUUCAUCAACAUCCUGGUAGGGCUUCAACUCUUCGACAUCUGUAGAAAUCGAAACGAGCUCAACGAAAGAAUGCCGUUCACGGCGAGCUAUCUGGUGCGGUCCGUCGCUGGACAGCUCUCGGUGGAACUGAAGAAGAUGUAUAAAAAUGGCACCCACCUUUUGUAUGAUCAGGUCAAGACCUUAAAGGAUAAGGGACGACUAGAGGACCAUAUCGAUAUCCGGAUUCAGGAAAACAUCUCGGCCGCGGAAAACUACCUUGCCUUCAACGAGCUCAUACCGAACAGCUGGCGACUCGCUCCCAUCACCUCCUCGCAGCAACCGUUUGUGACAUUCUCGGAGCGAGAGCUGGCUCUUUUCUUUUGGAAGCGACCUUUUACCACCCUCCCGUCUACUAAGGAUCUCGAGGACUGGAUCGGAGGACGAGAGCCUGGGGUUAUCGUCAAGAAGUUCAUCUCCGACACUGAUCCAGUUGGGCUGUCAAACCGUCAAAAGCGCAAGACUGGUCAUCGCGGGGCCAUCAAGCUGCUCUCCUUGAGUCAGAUUCGGGAUCAUUUGGAGUUGGUUGAAGAGACAAAGCCAAAGGACUAUCACCAUAGCGGCUACAUCCCUCAAGGAUCGAUACGGACGGACGGUUUCCUGGUCCAGGUUAUGGCCUUCAAGUUGCGUGAACGACAGGACGCUCGAUUCAAAAGACUGGCCGAGGAGGAUAUACCCUCACGAAUCACUACAACCGUUGCAGGGGUUAACGGUUUCCUUCAAGAAAUUCGGAAUGUGAUCAAGAGCGAGCAGGACAUCAAAGAACUUUGGCCUGGAAAGAACGUGGACAGGAUGGAGAUUCUAACCUUGGAUGGGGGCCAAGCGUGUGUGGUUGGCGCGUUCGCACAUCUACCCAAUGGCUUGGGUGGCAAGGAGAAGGCUGAGGAGGAGUCCAGCAUGGACGGAAUCAUCACCACCAACCAAGAAUCGACCAGCCUCGCCAGCCAAGGGUUAGCGUCCGUGGAUGCAGUGCCCGCGUCAGCCUCCACCAUCACCUCUGCGCAGCCUCCAGUAACGGAUUCGCUCGUGACCAUUCGAGACCUGCCUACUAUAACUUGGCGCGUUAUUGAGUAUGUGACAGAGCUGGAGCAGGUCGAGCAACGGCUGAAAAAGUUCUAUACUGGAGACGACCAUCGGUAUCAAAGACGUCGUUGGGAUAUGGCACGGGCCCGACAAGCAGAGUAUCAAACGAUCGCGGAGAGACUGCUUGGGAUUGUUGGUGGUAGUCUAGGUCGGCGUGUGGAAGAUAACAAGGACACCGACCCUAUCCUAAUUGGCGUUGGUCUUGGACAGUUCGCAAGCAAGUCUAGGCUCUCGUCCCUACACUCGACCUUCCUAUCGUACUUCAUUCAGAAGGCACGCUCGUUGGGCUAUGUGGUUGUUGGCCUGAACGAGUUUUAUACCUCCAAGAAGUGUCCGAGGUGCACUCACUUUGUCGCACAGGUGACCUUACGGACCUUGUACUGCUUCCACUGCCAGAUAUACCACCACAAAGAUGUCAUGGCAGCCGAAAACAUGUCCAAGAUCGCUCUAAGACACCUGGUGAGGCAGGAGAGACCCGAUUACCUCCAGCCUAUCAACGCAGAUGGAUCGUACCCUUGGAAGGCUAGGUCGGGCGAGGGAUCCAGUACAAGUUCGAGCAGUAUGGCCACCGGCAGCACCCCCACCGAUCGAGUCCCAGGACGUCGCAAGAGGGCCAUUACCGCUUCCAGUCAGGAUCAGGGCAGGAAAGGCAAAUCGGCCCGAGCUUAG
Linnemannia hyalina is the source of this 3627-nucleotide messenger RNA. NCBI's taxonomy places the organism in Eukaryota, Fungi, Mortierellomycota, Mortierellomycetes, Mortierellales, Mortierellaceae. The record is from the annotation of a GenBank genome assembly.